Rhipicephalus sanguineus (brown dog tick) is the source of this 582-nucleotide messenger RNA. RefSeq names its product galactosylgalactosylxylosylprotein 3-beta-glucuronosyltransferase 2. Gene Ontology annotation, biological process: carbohydrate metabolic process; chondroitin sulfate proteoglycan biosynthetic process. The record is from RefSeq and is a predicted model, not a curated record. Gene Ontology annotation, molecular function: galactosylgalactosylxylosylprotein 3-beta-glucuronosyltransferase activity. The coding region runs from base 199 to 582 and encodes 127 amino acids. The transcript is spliced from 3 exons. Gene Ontology annotation, cellular component: Golgi membrane. Lineage: Eukaryota; Metazoa; Arthropoda; Arachnida; Ixodida; Ixodidae.
AGAACAUGGCUGAGAGUCGGCGCGUGCGCCGUCUCUGGCGUUUUGCUGGCACUGCUGAUCUACGUGCCGUUGGUACCCUUUCCAUCAUCUUGGUGCGCGACGGGAGUCAUCGAAGCAGCGAGUGCGCUCUCCUCUGGCAAAAACCCAACGGUGUACGUGGUCACACCGACGUAUCGGCGCGCGAACCAGGCCCCCGACAUGGUGAGGCUGUCACAGGCGCUGAUGCUGGCCAAAGUUCGCGUCUUCUGGGUCGUCGUUGAAGACGCCGAUGGGCCAUCAGCCUUGGUGCGAAACGUAAUGCGCCGCUCAGGACUGCCUGGCGUUCAGCUGUCCAGUCGUACUCCGCCGCAGUAUCGCCGACAAAAGUACGGCAAAGGCGUUGCUCCUCGGUUGAAGGCAAUAGCAUGGCUGCGAGAGAACGCCGUGUUGCCUUCUGUCCUGUACUUCGCCGACGAUGACAACUCAUACGACCACCUCCUAUUCGCCCAGGUACAUAUGCCAUUUGUUCUGUGGGUAAAUCUAAGACGUCUGGCACCCCUGCCUACACUUCUCAACGCACACGCACGGCGAUUACAUUCAUGA